Closterium sp. Naga37s-1 is the source of this 795-nucleotide messenger RNA. The record is from the annotation of a GenBank genome assembly. Lineage: Eukaryota; Viridiplantae; Streptophyta; Zygnematophyceae; Desmidiales; Closteriaceae.
AUGUGUCACAUUGUCGGGGUCCCUGUGUCCAAGGUUCAGCGCCACCAUUCAAGCGCUGGCGGCACCCAUUCCUCAUAUGCGCCUCCAUCGGUGCAUUACAUCAAGCCCCUGCAUGCCUCCCCUUCUCUCUCAUCCGACUCCCUUCCCUCACAUUCGUCUACCUUCCCUCCCAUUCGCCACCUUUCCCUCACAUUCGCCUCGUUUCCCUACGCUCAUUGCGCAUUCCUUUCCCCCGUGCACGCCUUCCUUCCCCCCUUGUGCCCGCCUUCCUUCCCCCCCGUGCGCGCCUUCCAUUCCCCCCGUGUGCGCCUUCCGUCCCCUCCGUGCGCGCCUUCCUUUCCCCCCAUGCGUACCUUCCUUUCCCCCCCGCUCGUGCUCUCCUUCCCCCCUAAUGCGUGCCUUCCUUUUCCCCCGCCCAUGCCUUCCUAUCCCCCUUAUGCGUGCCGUCCUUUCCCCCCCGCUCAUGCCUUCCUUCCCCCCUUAUGUAUGCCUUCCCUUUCCCCCGCCCCUGACUUCCUAUCCCCCUUAUGCGUGCCUUCCCUUUCCCCCACCCCUGCCUUCCUAUCCCCCUUAUGCGGGCCUUCCUUUUCCCCCACUCCUUCCUUCCUACCCCCCUUAUGCGUGCCUUCCCUUUCCCCCCGCUCAUGCCUUCCUUCCCCCCCCCGCUCAUGCCUUCCUUCUCCCCCCCGCUCAUGCCUUCCUUCCCCCCCUCUCUGCGGGCCUUCCAUCCCUCCCCUCCCCUUCCCUCAUAUUUGCCUCCCUUCCCUAGUUACUACAUCCCUUCCCUCCAUUUAG